AUGUUUAUUAGACAAUUUUUGCACAACGGCAGCGGCAAACCCUUUAUUUCUAAUUUUAACCCGCUGUUGCCAUGUAGCAUAAGACACAAACACACCAAAGACCUCAAUGAACACCGUGCCAAGGUGAUGGGUCGUGGUCUCCCAGAGAAAAAGCCCUUACCUGGAGUAAAAAGCAUUAUACUUGUUGCUUCUGGUAAAGGAGGAGUUGGGAAGACCACAACAGCUGUGAAUCUCGCAUGUGCAAUGAAAGUGAUAGAACCAGACAAAGAAAUAGGUCUCUUAGAUGCAGACGUGUUUGGCCCUUCUGUCCCUCUUAUGAUGAAUAUUAGUGGAGAACCAAUGCUAAAUGAUGAUAAUCUCAUAGAACCUCUUUUGAAUUAUGGAGUAAAAUGUAUGUCAAUGGGGUUGUUGGUGUCAGGCGAAAAUGCGGUAGUGUGGCGAGGGCUGAUGGUAAUGCAGGCUCUGGACCGUCUGACGAGACACGUGGCGUGGGGGCCUCUGGACUGCCUCGUUGUAGACACACCGCCAGGCACUGGAGAUACACACCUAUCACUCGCACAGAACCUGCCCAUCGAUGGCGCGCUGGUUGUGACUACCCCACAAUCGGCGGCAUUGCAAGUCACAAAGCGAGGCGUGAAUAUGUUCGAAAAAUUAAAAGUUCCCAUAAUCGGUGUGGUUGAAAACAUGUCGCACGCGAUGUGCACCUCGUGCGGCACCAAGAACUACGUAUUCGGCAACGCCACGAAAGAAAGCGCACAACAAAUGGGACUGGACAUCAUCGAGAGCUUCGAAGUCGACCAGAAUAUGUCGGAGUGCAUCAACAGCGGCAAACCCGCCAUAUAUGCGCUCCCCGACAGUAUACACGCGGAGAAAUACAGACAUUUAGCGAAUAAAGUUUUCAAAUAUAUAUAUGAUAAGGACAAAGAACAAGUCAAAGCCACGGAACAGUAG
This is a messenger RNA of Chilo suppressalis (striped riceborer), 951 nucleotides long. Lineage: Eukaryota; Metazoa; Arthropoda; Insecta; Lepidoptera; Crambidae. The record is from the annotation of a GenBank genome assembly.